AUGGGUCUUGAAGUUGGCUCAUUAAGCUUCAAACUUACAUCAAGAACCAACAGUUUCAAGACAUACAAUACUACGCACCAGAAUUCUCCCAAGAUUGAUCGGAGUACCACUAUGCAGAGGUCGUUGAGCUUCAACAGCUGGGAGAUUCCUAAAGAGACCAAGGCUGAUUCAGAUUUUGAGGUUUUGGAGAAGACAAAGAAGUCAACUCCCAACACUUUGAAUGGAAGAAGCUGUGAGAAAAUCUUAAUAGAGAAGCCAACAGUAACUCCACCUGAGCCUUUUGUGUUCUUCUCCCCUAAAUCGGUCACUGAGCUUGAUGCAGCUGCAACCACGGUACAAAAGGUGUACAAGAGUUACCGGACAAGAAGGAACUUAACAGAUUGUGCAAUCGUUAUUGAGGAGCUCUGGUGGAAGAAUUUGGAUGCUCCAGCUCAGAAAUUGAGCUCAGAGACCAAGACUGAUUCAGAUGUUGAGGUUCUUGAGACAAAGAAGUCAGCUCCUAACAAUUUGAAUGGAAGAAACUGUGAGAGAAUCCAAAUAAAGAAACCCACAGUUACUCCACCUGAGCCUUUUGUGUUCUUCUCCCCUAAACCGGUCACGGAGCUCGAUGCAGCUGCAACUACGCUUCAAAAGGUGUACAAGAGUUACCGGACAAGAAGGAACCUAGCAGAUUGUGCUGUCCUUGUUGAGGAGCUCUGGUGGAAGACUCUGGAUGGUGCAGCUCUAAAACUGAGCUCUGUGUCUUUCUUUGAAGAAGAAAAACAUGAGACCGCUGUUUCCAAAUGGGCACGAGCUAGAAAACGAGCCGCUAAGGUUGGUAAAGGCUUGUCAAAAGAUGAAAAGGCUCAGAAGUUAGCUCUUCAGCAUUGGCUUGAAGCUAUUGACCCACGUCAUCGUUAUGGCCACAACUUGCACUUCUAUUAUGAUGUCUGGUCAGGGAGCAAGAGCUCACAGCCAUUCUUUUACUGGUUGGAUAUAGGAGACGGCAAAGAUGUGAAUCUUGAGAAACACCCAAGAAGUGUUCUGCAGAAACAAUGCAUCAGAUAUCUAGGACCAAUGGAGAGAGAAGCUUAUGAAGUGAUAGUGGAAGAUGGGAGACUAUUAUACAAACAGAGCAUGACUCUGAUCAAUUCAACUGAUGAAUCAAAGUCGAUUUUUGUACUUAGCACGACUCGAACCUUAUACGUAGGGAUUAAAAAGAAAGGCCUUUUCCAGCACUCGAGCUUCUUAUCUGGAGGCGCCACAACCGCUGCAGGAAGAUUGGUCGCUCGUGAUGGGAUCCUUGAGGCUAUAUGGCCAUACAGUGGACACUAUCUCCCAACAGAAGAAAACUUCAAUGAGUUCAUAAGUUUCUUGGAGGAGCACAAUGUUGAUCUCACCAAUGUUAAGAGAUGUGCUGUGAACGAGGAGUAUUCGUCAUUCAAAUCAAAUGGAGACGAAGAAGAAGAACGAAAGGAAGUCUCAGAAGAAGUUGAGAUGCCUUCAGAGCAAGAAGAGAGAGCAAGAACGGUAUUUGAUCCUGCCAAGAGACUGUCUUGCAAAUGGUCAAGUGGAGUUGGUCCAAGAAUUGGGUGUGUUAGAGAUUACCCAAUGGAGCUACAGGCACAAGCACUGGAGCAAGUCAGUCUCUCGCCUCGGGUUUCGCCAGCUAAUUCUUACGGACCAAUUCCAUCUCCAAGGCCGAGUCCUAAAGUCAGGGUUUCUCCACGUUUAGCAUAUAUGGGAAUCCCAAGCCCUAGGGCUGUUAAAUGCUAA
Messenger RNA from Microthlaspi erraticum, 1755 nucleotides. Lineage: Eukaryota; Viridiplantae; Streptophyta; Magnoliopsida; Brassicales; Brassicaceae. The record is from the annotation of a GenBank genome assembly.